UGAUGAUGAACUCGAACAAAUGUAGCAGUAUUGAUCUAAUCGAGCCAAGGGACAUCCAAAACCUGAAGAUAUCGGGCAUCAUUGAAGGUAGAAGUUGACAACGCAACGAACCUUUUAGAUGGAUGCUCGUCAAAUGCGUGAUGUAGCGAUGUUUGUCACCUCAUACCCAACCCCUGACGUGUCCUUCAAUCUUGACAAAGGAAAAUAUACUGCUGGUCCCAUUACGCUCUUGCUUGUGAUGCAGACGAGGAUCCUGGUGAUCAGGCUGUUGCCGCACCUUUCGGCCCGGCAAAAAAGAUCGCAAAUCGGUGGCUCGUAGUACUUGGGGAGCCCACCACGAAACAGCUGUCAUCAAUCAACUGCAUUAAGACUCUCGGUAAAAUUGGAGCUCACAC
Suillus subalutaceus is the source of this 395-nucleotide messenger RNA. RefSeq lists its product as uncharacterized. Lineage: Eukaryota; Fungi; Basidiomycota; Agaricomycetes; Boletales; Suillaceae. The coding region runs from base 119 to 319 and encodes 66 amino acids. The record is from RefSeq and is a predicted model, not a curated record. The transcript is spliced from 2 exons.